Dermatophagoides pteronyssinus (European house dust mite) is the source of this 2288-nucleotide messenger RNA. RefSeq lists its product as uncharacterized. Lineage: Eukaryota; Metazoa; Arthropoda; Arachnida; Sarcoptiformes; Pyroglyphidae. The record is from RefSeq and is a predicted model, not a curated record.
UCGGCAAAUAAAAAUUGUUGCUGUCGUUAAUUUUUCAUCAACAUCAUCAUCAUCAGCGAUCGCAGCAAUUCAUCGAUCUAACAACCUUAUUAUUGUGCAGUAUGAAUUAUUGGCAAACAAUGGUCAAUGAACAAUAUGAUCAUUAUCUUCGUCAUAAACAACACCAAAAACCAUUCCAAUCACAACAAAUUCAUCAUCAUCAUCAACAACAACAACAACAACGAUCUACGACAACAAACGGAUCUAUUUAUUACAAUUAUGAAAACUGCAACAACAUCAACAACAACAACAAUCGUCAAUCAUUCCACGGUCUGCCGAAUGGACAUUAUCAACAUUAUCAUUCUGGACAGCCACAACAACAACAACGUUUGGGUUCGACAUCCACUACAUUAUCAUCAGCAUUAUCAUCAAUACCAUCAAGUGGGGCAUCAACAAUCAAUUCAGCUACAUCAUCAAAUAAUCCUAUUAAUCAUCAACAUCAUUUACAUGGCCAAUUAUCUUCAACAUCAUUUACAAAUGAUGGUAAUAUUAUGGAUCUGGUACAGGUGGAAGUUGAUUCACCUACAAAAAAAUCUAUAUCUUCCAUUACGGAACAAAUUGUUAAACAACAUCAACAAACAAACAAUGGUUCGGCUACGAUUAUACAAAGAAUGGAACAAUCAUGGUCACCACAAUCAUCACCAUCUUCAUCAUUAUCACAACCAACAGCAGAACAAUGUAGCUAUCAGAAUGAUCAUAUGGACCAAAGUCAAAUUAUUAUUAAUACAAUAACGACCAAAAAUCGUAAUCCAUUAAAAUCAAUAUUGAAAAAUGCUAAAGUAAGCCCACCGCCAUUACAACAAUCGAAUGCCAUCAUCAUGACAAAUGAAACAUCAAAAUCUUCUGCAAAUUCUCAUUCAACAACAACAACAGUGAUGACUACUAGUGAUCGAUCACAGCCAAAAUUUGGCAUAUUAAAAAAAUCAACAUCACCAUCAAUGCAAAUAUCAGAAGAAAUAUCUAUCUCGAACAAAAUAGGUUCCAUACGACGAAAAACCAGUGAUAAUGAUUAUAAUAAUGAUGAUGAUGAUGUUGACACAAGUGAAAGUAUAAGCCUUAAUCAAAACAAAAAAUCGGGUCGAAAAAAUUUGCUCAGCUUUUUUCUUCGAGGUGGUGGUGGUGGUGGUAAAAAUAAAUGUGAAGAAAAUACCGAUAUUGAAGCUAAUCCGAAUGUGAAUAAUUAUAAUAAUCGUGCCAAAAAACAUUCAAUAUCAUCGUUAUCAUCUAAUAACAGUGUUUUGACAAUUGAUGGUGAUAAAUCUCAAAAUUCAAUAACUAAUAAUAAUCUGACACCAACAAACAUACGAUUUCAAGUGGAUUCACCAACAACAAGUAGUAGUAAUAAUACAAAUAUUAGCAAUAAUACAAUUUCCGAACAACAACAACAACAUAUCCAUCAUGAAAAUGAUGAUUUAAAAAUUAUUCAGAAGGAACAAAUCUCCUCUAUAGCAUUGGUAAAAUCGACGGAUCAGACGAUAGAUCAGCAAACAAAGUCGAAUUCGACCAAUGAUAUGCUCAAACAAUCGCAAAUUAAUUUCAACGAUGAUCAUAAGGAUAAAAAUCCUUUACAGUUGUCCGUUAAUUAUCUCCAAGUGCCAUCAUCUUCAUUGCAGCCAUCAGCUGUAUUACCAAUGUCGUUAACCUCACCAAAAUUGUCCACAAAAACGCAACAACAAUCUACUGCAACAACAUCAAGCAUAACAAGCGUACCAUCAAUGCCAGCAAGCCAAACGAAUCAACAACAAUCGCUACCAACAAAUGUGCUUCCAUCAACAGAACAGCCACCAAGACCUAAAGUAUCCGGUUGGGGUCGUUUUAGUUUACCAAGAUCAUCGCAACCAGCAGCAGCCAUUGCUGAACAAUCAUCCAAUCUACAUCGUCCUUCGACAAUCUCACAAACAACGCCAAUCUUUUUAACAACUUCACCAUAUUAUAUGAGUGGAGUUCCGCAGGCAACCGGUGCACGUGUAUCAGAUCUAAGAAAAAUUCUCAAUCCUGAAGUAGAAAAAGAAGAUUCAUUUAAAAAAUUUACCGAAGCUGUUGAAAAUUGUGAUUGUUUUGAAUUCAAUUUGAAUAAUGCUGCCAAAUUGAUAACCAUUGUUGUAUUGUUGGCUACAUUCAUAUUGGUUAUAAAAGCAUUGAAAGGUGAUCGUUGAUAAUAUUAUUUUUUUUUAUUUUGGAAUGCCAUUUUCAACAAUGUUUUUUAGCCACCAAAUAUCACGAUAAAUCUGACAGGAAUACCAAUUGUC